Molecule: messenger RNA, 528 nt
Organism: Maudiozyma barnettii
Lineage: Eukaryota; Fungi; Ascomycota; Saccharomycetes; Saccharomycetales; Saccharomycetaceae
Gene: ESS1
Product: peptidylprolyl isomerase ESS1
Exons: 1
Coding region: 1-528 (175 amino acids)
Cellular component (GO): nucleus; cytosol
Molecular function (GO): protein binding; peptidyl-prolyl cis-trans isomerase activity
Source: RefSeq, a predicted model, not a curated record
AUGAGUGAUACUGAAAAAAAGGACAUUGGUACAGGAUUACCAGAACCAUGGACAGUUCGUUACAGUAAGUCCAAGAAACGUGAAUAUUUCUUUGAGCCAGAGACCAAGAAAUCUCAAUGGGAGGCACCAGGCGGGACAGAUGAAGAGCAACUACAGAAAUACUUGAAGGAAUACCCCUUGCGUGUAAGAUGUCUUCACAUUCUAAUCAAACAUUCUGGUUCGAGAAGACCUGUGUCCAGUAGGAUCAAUGCUAAGAUUACCAUUGAUAAAGAGGAAGCCAUCAAGGAAUUGAAGGAGAUCCAUGAUAAAUUGACGAGUCAAGAUGACAGCAAAAAGGGCCAAUUUGAGUUAAUUGCAAAGGAGAGGUCUGAUUGUUCCUCGUUCAAAAGAGGCGGUGACUUGGGCUGGUUCGGUAAAGGUGAAAUGCAACCUGCUUUUGAGAAUGCUGCUUUUGCACUUGCGAUUGGCGAGAUUAGUGAUAUUGUUGAGACGGACAGUGGUGUCCAUAUCAUCAAAAGGGUUGCAUAA